Molecule: messenger RNA, 393 nt
Organism: Aspergillus calidoustus
Lineage: Eukaryota; Fungi; Ascomycota; Eurotiomycetes; Eurotiales; Aspergillaceae
Source: the annotation of a GenBank genome assembly
AUGGUCAAGACAUCCGUCCUCAACGAUGCGCUCAACGCCAUCAACAACGCCGAGAAGGCUGGUAAGCGCCAGGUGCUUAUCAGACCUAGCUCCAAGGUCAUCACCAAGUUCCUGAGAGUCAUGCAGAAGCACGGCUACAUUGGUGAAUUCGAGGAAGUUGACGACCACCGCUCCGGCAAGAUCGUCAUCCAGCUCAACGGCCGUCUCAACAAGUGCGGUGUCAUCAACCCCCGCUACCCCGUCCAGCUCGGUGACCUCGAGCAGUGGGCUGUCCAGCUCCUGCCCUCUCGUCAGUUCGGCUUCGUCGUCCUGACCACCUCCGCUGGUAUCAUGGACCACGAGGAGGCUCGCCGCAAGCACGUUGCUGGCAAGCUCCUCGGUUUCUUCUACUAA